Aptenodytes forsteri (emperor penguin) is the source of this 3093-nucleotide messenger RNA. It is a transcript of the gene LIMK1, whose product is annotated as LIM domain kinase 1. Gene Ontology annotation, cellular component: nucleus; neuron projection; cytoplasm. The record is from RefSeq and is a predicted model, not a curated record. Gene Ontology annotation, biological process: positive regulation of stress fiber assembly; protein phosphorylation; actin cytoskeleton organization. The coding region runs from base 1 to 3093 and encodes 1030 amino acids. Gene Ontology annotation, molecular function: protein serine/threonine kinase activity; protein binding; ATP binding. Lineage: Eukaryota; Metazoa; Chordata; Aves; Sphenisciformes; Spheniscidae. The transcript has 34 exons.
AUGGGGCUAGGGGUGAAGGACCCCCAGCAGCGCCAGAAGGACCCGCCGUUCCACGUGCCCCCGGGUCCCCUGGACCGGGCAGUGCCCAUGCUGGCCUUGGGGCAGGAGGACAGAGCAAGGGGUGAUGGGCAGGUGGCUAUGGAUUGCCCUACAGCACUGGUAAGCUGCCCUACGGAGUCGGAGCACAGGCGGCAGCAGCGAAAGCAGCAGCGAAAUAUGGAGCCGGUGUCCUGCCCGGGGCUGGUGCCAUCCCGGGAGUUGGCGGAUUGGUACCCGGCGUCGGUGUUGUCCCAGGAGCCGGAGUUGGAGGGCCGGCAGCGGCGGCAGCGGCAGCGGCAGCGGCGAAGGCAGCGGCGAAGGCAGGAGCUUUCGGUCCAGGGGUGUUGCCCGGGGUUGGCGGCGUCCCAGGCCUCGUGCCCGGCGUUGGCGGUGUCCCCGGCUUGGUGCCCGGUGUCGGAGGUGUCCCCGGGGUGGCAGGAGUCGGGACGCCGGCAGCAGCGGCAGCAGCAAAGGCAGCUAAGUUCGGAGCUGGUGUCGGCGUUCCCGGCAUUGGCGGUGUUCCUGGUGUCCCCGGUGUCCCCGGUGUCCCCGGCGUGCCCGGCGUGGCUGGGGUUCCUGGCGUGGUGCCCGGCAUUGGAGUGGGUGGCCCAGAAGCCGCAGCGGCCGCGGCGAAGGCUGCAGCGAAAGCCGCAGCGUACGGAGCAGGGCGCGUGCCCGGUGUCGGCGUGCCCGGUGUCGGCGUGCCCGGUGUUGGCGUGCCCGGUGUUGGCGUGCCUGGUGUUGGUGUGCCUGGAGUUGGCGUGCCCGGUGUCGGCGUGCCCGGUCUGGUGCCCGGAGGCAUACCAGGAGUCGGAGGUCCAGCGGCCGCCGCUGCUGCCAAAGCAGCCGCCAAAGCAGCCAAGUACGGUGGCUUGGUUCCUGGAGUGGGUGGCCUGGUCCCCGGCGUUGGAGGUGUCCCAGGUGAGGAGGAGGAAGGCGGGUGGUGGUGGCAGCCUGGCUGGGGUUGGAGGUCCGGCCGCAGCAGCAAAAGCAGCAGCGAAGGCAGCCAAAUUUGGGGUUGGAGGUCCGGCCGCAGCAGCAAAAGCAGCAGCGAAGGCAGCCAAAUUUGGUGAGUCGCUGGAGAAGCCCAUCGCUCAUGGCUCAGCCCACAGCAGGCAGCCCUACCCACCCGGUGCCGGUGUCGGAGGGGUGCCAGGUGGGGUGCCCGGUGUUGCCGGAGUGCCAGGAGUGACGCCCGGUGUCGGCGUCGUGCCCGGGUUGGUGCCGGGUGUGGGGAUACCUGGUACCGGCAUCCUCCCCGGAGCAGGCAUCCCCCAAAUAGGGGUGCAGCCUGGUGCUAAACCUCCCAAAUUCGGUGUUCCCGGGGCUGGAGUCCCAGGGGUCGGUGGCAUCCCAGGUUUUGGUGUUGGGGGUCUGCAGCCAGGGAAGCCCCCCAAGGCCUUCGGAGGAGCCCUCGGUGCCCUGGGCUUUAGAGGGACCGACCUGCCGGUGUGUGCGAGCUGCGGGCAGGGCAUCUACGAUGGGCAGUACCUGCAGGCGCUGAACGCCGACUGGCACGCCGACUGCUUCCGGUGCUGCGAGUGUGGGGCCUCCCUGUCCCACCAGUACUACGAGAAGGAUGGGCGCCUGUACUGCAAGAAGGAUUACUGGGCGCGCUUUGGGGAGCUCUGCCACGGCUGCUCCGAGCAGAUCACCAAGGGGCUGGUCAUGGUGGCUGGGGAGCAGAAGUACCACCCCGAGUGCUUCAGCUGCCUCAACUGCCGCACAUUCAUCGGGGAUGGGGACACCUACGCACUGGUGGAGCGCUCCAAGCUCUACUUUGGGCACUGCUAUUACCAGAUGGUGGUGACACCGGUCAUCGAGCAGAUCCUGCCGGAUUCGCCGGCUUCCCGCAUCCCGCACACCGUCACGCUCGUCUCCAUCCCCGCCUGCUCCGACGGCAAACGCGGCUUCUCUGUCUCCAUCGACCAAGGCUGCGGCACCGAGCACCCCCGCACCGUCCGCGUCCGAGAGGUGGAUCCGGACUGCAUCAGCCCUGACAUGAAGAACUCCAUCCACGUGGGCGACCGCAUUCUGGAGAUCAACGGCACCCCCAUUGGCCACGUCCCCCUGGAUGAGUGCAGCCCCCUGCACUCCCCGGCCCCCCUGCCCUGCGGGGAGCCCGGCACCAUGCGCCAGCGGACUGUCACGAGGAGCUGCAGCACGGACAAGUCUCCGGGCUCCAGCUUGGUGGGCUCGCCCGCAUCCCAACGCAAGGACAUCGGUCGCUCCGAAUCAUUGCGCGUCGUCUCCCGCGCCCAUCGCAUCUUCCGCCCCUCUGACCUGAUCCACGGCGAGGUGCUGGGCAAGGGCUGCUUCGGCCAGGCCAUCAAGGUGACGCAUCGGGAGACGGGCGAGGUGAUGGUCAUGAAGGAGCUGAUCCGCUUCGAUGAGGAGACGCAGAGGACCUUCCUCAAAGAGGUGAAGGUGAUGCGCUGCCUGGAGCACCCCAACGUGCUGAAGUUCAUCGGGGUGCUGUACAAGGAGAAGAGGCUCAACUUCAUCACGGAGUACAUCAAGGGGGGCACCUUGAGGGGCCUCAUCAAGAGCAUGGACAGCCACUACCCCUGGGGCCAGCGGGUCAGCUCCGCCAAGGACAUUGCCGCCGGCAUGGUGGCCCUCCACUCCAUGAACAUCAUCCACCGUGACCUCAACUCUCACAACUGCCUUGUGCGGGAGAACAAGAGCGUGGUGGUGGCCGAUUUUGGGCUGGCACGACUGAUGGUGGACGAGAAGAACCAGCCCGAACAUCUCAAGAACCUGAAGAAACCGGACCGCAAGAAGCGGUACACGGUGGUGGGGAACCCGUACUGGAUGGCCCCCGAGAUGAUCAAUGGGAGGAGCUACGAUGAGAAGGUGGACAUCUUCUCUUUCGGCAUCGUCCUGUGCGAGAUCAUCGGCCGGGUGAGCGCUGACCCCGACUACCUGCCCCGCACCACCGACUUCGGCCUCAACGUCAGGGGCUUCCUGGACCGCUACUGCCCCCCCACCUGCCCCCCCAGCUUCUUCCCCAUCGCCGUCUGCUGCUGCGACCUGGACCCCGAGAAGCGGUGA